AUGCAUAAGGAGUGGUCUGCCUUUAAGGUAUCCAAGAAGAAAGUUGCUGAUGAUGAGAGCCGUGUUGCCCAGUUAAGGGCUAAACUGGAAGCUGAUCAGGCCAAGUUUGAGGCUGAUCGAAAAACUGAAGAGUGGUCCGUUGCGGGCUGGAAGAGAAAAGCGGAAGCCGAAGCUGCUCUUCUUUCCGAGGAGUGCAAGAACUGGAAGAAGAUUUGUGAGAAGGAUAAUGCCGAAAAGAUGGGUCUCUGCAAUGUUAUCAAUAAUCUCAAGGAUGAGGUUGAGAAAUUGAAGAAACAAGAUGCGGAGAUCGAAAAGUUGAAGAAGGAAAAAGCUGACGCUGAAGCUGCGCGAGAUGAGGCGCGUUCCCACAGCGAACGAAGCGAACAACGAGAGGUACAUGCCUGCGCCACUCUUGCUCUUAGAGAUAAAGAGAUAGAAGAACUUACCGCUUUGCUUUCUGACCAGGAACAACUCAAGAAAGAUUUGGAGCUUGCGCAUACUGAGAAAACUGAAGCCUCCCGCCGCCUAGCUAAAACUGAAGAAAAACUAGAAAACUCCGAAACGGCGCUGGCAACAGUAAAGAGCGAGCUUGAACCUUUGAAAAGCGAUAUGUUAUGGUUGAAAGAGCGUGGGAUUGCCUGUGUCGCUGAAUCAGUGUUGAAUUUUGAAGAACUAGAUAAAACGGUUGCGCGUGUGGUGGUUGCUGCGCGAAAUGAUGGAUAUGCUCAAGGGUAUGCAGAAUGUUCGCACCAUGUGAAUAAUGCUUUGAAGGUUGGUUGGGAUACUAGUAGAUCCACUACUCAUGGUGUUAAUACUGGUGCUGCCCUUGUAGCUAUGAAAACGGAAUUCAAUAACUUGCAGCUUCCUGUCAUGGAUCUUAUAAACGUUGCAUUGCAGUCCGAAGAUCCUGUAGCGUAG
Molecule: messenger RNA, 918 nt
Organism: Helianthus annuus (common sunflower)
Lineage: Eukaryota; Viridiplantae; Streptophyta; Magnoliopsida; Asterales; Asteraceae
Product: calponin homology domain-containing protein DDB_G0272472-like
Exons: 2
Coding region: 1-918 (305 amino acids)
Source: RefSeq, a predicted model, not a curated record